UUUUUGGCAGUAGUAAAGUGAUCGUCAAAGAAUAUAGCCCCACGGAAAAUUUUAAAACAUCGAAAACAUAAAAUUAUGGAUUUUCUCCAAGUCAACUACGACAAGUACAAUAAAAUAUGGACUGGCCGGAAAACGCCAUCGCUGUACAAUAUGGAAGAUAAUUCGCUGGGUAAAAUUUUGUUCGCUCAAAUGAAAAUGCAUCCGAGUAAAGUGAUACAGAUCGAUGACAUCGAUGGCAAGGUCUCCACCAAUCAGGAAAUGUUAUCAUUGGCCAUACGCUUUGCUCUUUAUUUGAAAGGACGACGAAUGACAAGUGAAGAUAUUAUUGGCAUUGCAGCACGUAACACCACCUAUUUGACUCCGGUGGUAUUGGGUUGUCUCUUCAACGGGACACCAUUUCAUGCCGUCAAUCCCAACUUUCACGAAGCUUCCAUUGCCCACUGUUUUGCCAUAACAAAACCGCCGAUUAUCUUCUGUGAUGGCAGAGAUUAUAAGAAGAUACACACAACCACAAAAUCGUUUAAGCCCGAAAUUUAUACCACAAGUGAGCAUAUCGAGGGUGUUCCCACUGUAAUGGAUCUCUUCGUGCCGAACCAAAUGGAAUAUUUUUAUACACCCGAAAACCCCACAUUGGGUUCCGAACAAACCAUUGCCAUUUUGUGCUCCUCUGGAACAACUGGUCUGCCAAAGGCCGUGACAUUGCCUGGGGGAAAACUAAUGCCCGACCAUCAUUUUUUAAAUGCCGACGAUGUUGUUUUUGUAUCCAGUGGCAUAGAUUGGGUGAGUGGCCUUUCAUGCCUUGUGUCCAACUGUUAUGCUGGCUUUACCCGCAUUAUUUCCAGUAAACCUUUCUCUGCUUCCUAUUUUGUGGAGCUGGUCAAAAAAUACAAAAUAUCUAUGACUUUUUUGGCACCCAUGCAUGUAGUGGCCCUAAAUGAAUGUACCGAUUUUAGGGCAGAAAAUGUAUCAACCAUUCGAGAGGUUCAAGUUGGUGGAGGUUAUGUUUCGGAGGAAAAUUUUAAAAAGCUACAAAAAGUCAUGCCCAAAGCCAUAAUUGUUUUCAUCUAUGGUAUCACGGAAGUUGGUGUGAUUGCGGGAAAAUUUGGCAUUGUGCACGGCAAGGCGGUGGGAAAGAUAAUACCCAAUGUCCAGGUGCAAAUUAUCGAUGAUGACGGUAAACGUUUGGGACCCAAUGAAGUGGGCGAAAUAGUGGCUAAGAUGCCCUGCCGUUGGAGCGGUUAUUAUGGCAAUCCCAUUGAAACUCAGCGUAUUAUGGAUUCCAUGGGUUGGAUACGAACCGGUGAUUUUGGUUAUAUCGACGAUGAGGGCUAUAUGUUCAUUGUGGAUCGCAAAAAAGAUAUUUUGAAAUAUCGCAGUCUUCACUACUGGCCGGGAGAAAUUGAGAAUGCCAUACGGGAAUUGCCCGAGGUGGCGGAUUGUUGUGUGGUUGGUAUUUUCGAUGAUAGGGUCGGCGAUGUACCCGGUGCCCUGGUGAUUAGAAGGAAGGGCAGCAAAUUGACCGAACAACAAAUUAUCGAUCAUGUUAAGACGAGAUUGGUCGAACCCGAGAAGCAGCUGCAUAAUGGUGUCUACUUCGUUGAGGAUCUGCCUCAGAACAAUAAUGGAAAGGUGGUGAAACGUGAGGUCAGGGAAUUGUUCAAAACGCUAAUGGCUCAGAAUUUAGACCGUUAAAAAUUGUUUUGAAAAAACUAUUAUUUAUUUAGGUUAAGUAAAUGAUUAAAUUUCCUGAUGAAGAAAAUAAAUAUAACAAAAAUAAAAUUAGAAAUAUCCAAAAAUAAUCA
Messenger RNA from Musca domestica (house fly), 1802 nucleotides. RefSeq lists its product as uncharacterized. The transcript has 5 exons. Gene Ontology annotation, biological process: fatty-acyl-CoA biosynthetic process; long-chain fatty acid metabolic process. Lineage: Eukaryota; Metazoa; Arthropoda; Insecta; Diptera; Muscidae. The record is from RefSeq and is a predicted model, not a curated record. Gene Ontology annotation, molecular function: long-chain fatty acid-CoA ligase activity. The coding region runs from base 76 to 1692 and encodes 538 amino acids.